AUGGGCGACGUGGGGGCGGCGUGCCUCGCCGCCGCGCUGAAGAAGAACACCGCCCUGAGGACGACGCUGCUGAUGCGCAGCGGCGAUGUGACGGCCCGGGGCGCCGUCGACCUCGCCGGGGCCUUGGCGGAGAACUCGAGCCUCGAGGCCCUGGAUAUCAGCACGAACGAGAUCGGGGACGAGGGCGCCGAGGCGUUCGCGUCGGCGUUGGGCGGCAACCGGACGGUGGUGCGACUGGACAUGUUCGGGUGCGAGGCGGGCCCCAGGAGCGAGGCGGCGGUGCGGGCGGCGCUCCAGAGGAACAGAGAGGCCGCCGAAGGCGCCGCGCCCGUUGUCGCCGACGCGUGA
Messenger RNA from Prorocentrum cordatum, 348 nucleotides. Lineage: Eukaryota; Dinophyceae; Prorocentrales; Prorocentraceae. The record is from the annotation of a GenBank genome assembly.